Messenger RNA from Dermatophagoides pteronyssinus (European house dust mite), 2298 nucleotides. RefSeq lists its product as uncharacterized. Gene Ontology annotation, biological process: DNA recombinase assembly; mitotic recombination; reciprocal meiotic recombination. Gene Ontology annotation, cellular component: condensed nuclear chromosome; nucleus; membrane. The record is from RefSeq and is a predicted model, not a curated record. Gene Ontology annotation, molecular function: double-stranded DNA binding; ATP hydrolysis activity; alpha-1,4-mannosyltransferase activity. NCBI's taxonomy places the organism in Eukaryota, Metazoa, Arthropoda, Arachnida, Sarcoptiformes, Pyroglyphidae.
CGUAAAGAAUCUUUUUAAUCGAACUCCAAGAAUUUUUUAUUACCAUCAUCAUCAUCAUCAUCGUUGAUAAAAUAAAAAAAAAUCCAUUUUGGAACACCACAUCAUUUUUGUUUCAUCAUGUUAUGGCAACGAUUUUUAAAUCUUGGGCCAUUUGCUCAUUCAUUAAUUUCAUUUUUUAUACAUAUUUUUCUUAUUUUAUUCUGUGAAAUUCAAGAUAGCUAUUUAGAUGUUAAAUACACUGAUAUUGAUUAUGUUGUUUUUACUGAUGGUGCUCAGGCGAUAUUGAAUGGUUCAACACCAUUCCAAAGGCCAACAUAUCGUUAUACACCGAUUUUAGCAUUAUUAAUGACACCGAAUAUUCUUUGGUUUGCUCAAUUUGGAAAAUUAUUAUUCUCAAUAUUUGAUAUAAUUGUUGGCAUUCUAAUCUACAAUAUAAUGGAUCGAAAAUAUUGUCGACAUUAUUUAUUGUGGCUUUAUAAUCCAUUAACUUUGAUAAUUAGUACAAGAGGAAGUUCCGAAUCAUUAAUCUGUACAUUAGUUUUAUUAGUCAUUUUUUGUUUCAAUAAAAAACGUUACAUAUUGGCCGGAUUAUGUUUUGGUUUUGUCAUUCAUUUUAAAAUCUAUCCGAUAAUCUAUGCUUCAACAUUUUAUCUAGCAUUAUCCGAACGAAAAUCAUCUUUAUUCGGUUCAUUGUUACCAAAUUCUUCGAAAAUAAUGUUCCUCAUAUCUACUUUGAUCGGUUUAAUAAUUCCUACCUAUUUAUCUUAUUUAUCAUGUGGAUCAAUCUAUUUGGACGAAGCAUGGUUAUAUCAUUUUUAUCGACAAGAUUUUCAACAUAAUUUUAGUCCAUAUUUUUACCUUUUUCAAUUAUUUGAUGAUAUUAAAACACAGAAAAUUAUCGGACUGAUGGCUUUUCUACCACAAAUGUUAUUGGCAACAAUAAUAGUACCAAUUUAUUAUAAUCAACGUACAACUAAAUCAAUCAAUUUAAAAUCAAACAUUUGUAUGGCAUUAUUUUUACAGACUUAUCUAUUUGUUACACUGAACAAAGUAAUUACAGCACAAUAUUUUGAAUGGUAUAUGUGUUUAUUACCAUUUAUUGUUCCAUUUUUGAAAAUAUCAUGGAAAAAAUGGUUCAAUAUUUUUUCGAUAUGGUCAUUUGCCAUUCUUCAAUGGCUUUUAUUUGCUUAUCUAUUUGAAUUUCGUAAAUGGAAUUGGUAUCAUGAUAUAGACCAACUUCAUGAAUAUGGAAUUAACGCUCUUGAUACGAAAAAGUUGAAAGCAGCUGGGAUUUGUACCAUCAAAGGAAUCAAUAUGCAUAUGAAGAAAAAGUUAAUUCAAAUCAAAGGAUUGAGUGAAGCUAAAGUCGAUAAAAUCAAAGAAGCUGCUGCAAAAAUCUGUAACGAAUUUACUUUUAUGACUGCAUCACAAUUCCGUGAAAAAAGAAAAAUGGUUUUCAAAGUAUCGACUGGUUGUCAAGAAUUUGACACUCUUUUAGGUGGCGGUAUCGAAAGUAUGGCUAUCACAGAAGCGUUUGGUGAAUUUCGUUGUGGAAAAACACAACUAUCUCAUACUCUUUGCAUAACAUGUCAAGUUACAUCGGAUAAUUAUCGUGGUGGAAAAGCUAUUUUCAUUGAUACUGAGAAUACAUUUCGUCCAAAUCGACUUAGACAAAUUGCAGAACGAUUCAAGUUGGACUUGGAGGCCGCACUGGAAAAUGUUUUAUAUAUUCGGGCAUAUACAAGUGAACAUCAACAUGAAAUUCUUGAUGCUGUUGCUGCAAAAUUUCAUGAAGAAAUCGGUGUUUAUAAAUUGCUUGUAGUCGAUUCAUUGAUGGCACUUUUUCGUGUCGAUUAUAGUGGUCGUGGUGAACUUGCUGAUCGGCAACAAAAAUUGGGUCAAUAUCUGUCCAAAUUACAGAAACUAGCCGAAGAAUAUAACAUAGCUAUAUUUAUCACCAAUCAAAUGACAGCCGAUCCUGGUUCGACAAUGUCAUUUCAGGCAGAUCCAAAAAAGCCAAUCGGUGGUCACAUUUUAGCUCAUGCUUCUACAGUUCGAUUGAGUUUGAAAAAAGGUCGUGGUGAUACAAGAGUCGUGAAAAUAUAUGAUAGUCCUGAUUUAGCCGAGAGUGAAGCUACAUUUGCUAUCACGGAUGGUGGAAUAGCUGAUGCUAAAGAAUGAAAUUCCUUUUUUUCGCGAAAUGAGAGCGCGUUUCGAUGAAUUUUGAAAUCUUUCCCAUCCAUAAAACCCAGUACACAUAUAAAAUUCAGCCAAAUUACACGUUUCAAAACAAUGAGU